GCCGGGCGGCCCCGGCGCGGCGGGACCAUGGAGGUCGGAGCGCAGCCCGGGCGCCGGCGGCGGGACCGCGGACCGUUUUAAUUUUGAUUGCUGUUACUACUGAUAUCUGAGCCAAAGUGGUGAUGCUACUCGAGGGAAAUUACUGCAACCCCUAAGUCAACGAUUGUAUGAUUGUGAGCCAUGCCUUUAGUGAAGAGGAACAUCGAACCCCGGCACUUGUGCCGGGGGGCUCUGCCGGAAGGGAUUACCAGUGAACUGGAAUGUGUCACCAACAGCACUCUUGCUGCCAUCAUACGCCAGCUAAGCAGUCUGAGCAAACAUGCCGAAGACAUAUUCGGUGAGUUGUUUAAUGAGGCUAACAACUUCUAUAUCAGAGCAAAUUCUCUUCAAGACAGAAUUGAUCGCCUCGCUGUCAAAGUUACCCAGCUGGAUUCAACAGUGGAAGAGGUGUCACUACAGGACAUCAACAUGAAAAAAGCUUUCAAAAGUUCCACAGUCCAAGACCAGCAGGUGGUUUCAAAGAACAGCAUUCCUAAUCCUGUUGCUGACAUUUACAACCAGAGUGAUAAACCCCCACCUCUGAACAUCCUGACGCCGUACAGAGAUGAUAAGAAGGACGGGCUGAAGUUCUAUACUGAUCCUUCCUAUUUCUUUGACCUCUGGAAAGAAAAAAUGCUACAGGACACAGAGGACAAGAGGAAAGAGAAAAGGCGUCAAAAGGAGCAAAAGCGUAUAGAUGGCACCACCCGUGAGGUGAAAAAGGUUAGAAAAGCCAGAAACAGGCGCCAGGAGUGGAAUAUGAUGGCAUAUGACAAAGAGCUUAGACCCGACAACAGGUUGUCUCAGAGUGUGUACCACGGAGCGUCUUCCGAGGGAUCCCUGUCCCCAGACACUAGGUCCCACGCGUCGGAUGUCACGGAUUACUCCUAUCCAGCUACGCCCAACCACUCUCUGCUCCCCCAGCCGGCGACCCCUUCGUACGCGGCGGCUGGUGACGCGCCGCCGCACGGGCCCGCGAGCCAGGCUCCCGAGCAUGAGUUCCGGCCGCCCUCCGCCUCCGCGAGGCACAUGGCCCUCAACAGACCCCAGCAGCCGCCGCCCCCGCCGCCCCCGCAGGCCCCGGAGGGGUCCCAGGCCUCCGCGCCAAUGGCUCCAGCAGACUACGGGCUGCUCCCAGCACAGAUCAUUGAGUAUUACAACCCGUCAGGACCUCCUCCUCCCCCCCCACCGCCCGUGAUCCCCUCUGCACAAACUGCCUUCGUCAGCCCUCUCCAGAUCCCCAUGCAGCCCCCCUUCCCCGCGUCAGCCGGCACCACCUACACGGCGCCGCCUCACCCUCCCUCCGGGCUCCUGGCCGCAGCCCCGCCUCCCCCAGGCCCACCACCUCCCCCGCCAGGACCGCCUGGCCCGGGGUCUUCUCUGUCGUCCUCCCCGAUGCAUGGCCCCCCAGCGGCUGAGGCCAAGCGGCAGGAGCCUGCGCAGCCACCAAUUAGCGAUGCCCGGAGCGAUCUCCUUGCUGCUAUUCGGAUGGGAAUUCAGCUGAAAAAGGUCCAGGAGCAGCGUGAGCAGGAAGCCAAGCGGGAGCCGGUUGGGAACGACGUGGCCACGAUCCUGUCCCGGCGCAUUGCCGUGGAGUACAGCGACUCCGAUGACGACUCGGAGUUCGACGAGAACGACUGGUCCGACUGAGCGGGCUGGGGCGGCCUCGCAGGGCAGGUGGACAGCGGGGAGGCCGCAUGUUUGGAGUGUGUUGAAGAUUUUAAGUGGUCUCCACACCCAGAUAGUGGUAUUCUAAUCCUAUAGCGUAGCACCUUUUGUAUGAAUAAUGUGAUAUUGCUUCUGCACAUCCAAAACUUCUGGGUUUUUUCAGUAUUUACUGUGUAAUACUUAAGUGCCACUAAACAUAGCAAAUCGUGCUGCACAUGAGGAAAUAACGCUGUCACUAUUGCAUUGUCCUGAAAACAGCACCUGCUUUCCUCUCGGCCAUGGGAGUAUUUAGUGCAGUUUGGAUUUACCCUUAUUGAUCAUUACACUCCUGCAGACUUGCUGUGUGUUUGUGAAGCUGCCCGGUGUUAGGUCUCUGCAAGAUUCAUGAUAUGUCAGAGUGAUGUCUUCCGACCAGUAAGUGAUACUGUUUUCCAUUUGGGUUUUUUGUUUCUUUUAAAAUGUGUUUCUGAAGAAGUUGGUUCUGGAGAGAAAAGUUUAACAAAUAAGGAGAAUUGAAUGUUUCUGCUUUCAGUUUCUUGCUUGGUAGCCUCUGAGCUGAAUGACCUCGUUGCCUUUGCACACGCUUGUCUAACGCGGAGUCGGGAGGGCCCUUUCAGACCGGGCUCCCUUGGUAAACGCUUGUUGAUUUUUAUAAGAGGUUUCAGCAGCUCGGUAGCAAUGACAAUGAAGGACAGAGUCCUCUUUCCUUUCAAGGCCACUGGGGAUGACACUCAGAAUACUCGCCAGCCCUGCCAGCGUGGGCACCAGCCGGCCGCAGCAGAUGCCAGGGGUCCAGGAGCCGCGGUGCUGGCUGGCAGAGCUGCCGCGUGGGGCCCACACUGCAGAGAGACCCCCUCCUUUUAUUUCCCGGCAGUCGGGUCCUCAGUGAGGCCAUAGCAGUUCCUGGCUCCUCGGUGCCCGACAGAGAGUGCUUCAGAUGGCACCUUGCGCCCCUUCGGCUGAACACUACAAGCUUAGGUUUGGGUGAAAGUAGAUAGUGACAGCUACUCACUUGUCACGGUGCUGGGGCCAGAGCAGGGAUCACUCCGUGAGGAGGGCCUUCCCCUAUCCUAGAAGCACACGGCUCUCUUUCCCCCUAUUGUUGUUGGCACAUUCUCUUUUAAAAAGUACCUCACAGGAUGAUCGUGAUCAGCCCCGUAGCUGUCGCAGGGCGCUUUGCUCUUGCCUGUGCCCUCACGGUUGUUCCUCCCACAUGGAGACGGUGGGGACCAGUGGGGCUUAUUUUCCUGGCCACGGUGAACCAUUGGGAAACUCAAGAAUGAGAGCUUCUAUUUUGUAAUUCUGAAUGAAGGGUAGCUGCUUGUUUAGAAUAAAUAAAUGCUCCAGGCUUUGUUAGACUUCAAAAAUAUGCUAAGACCCUUUCCUGAUGGAGGGAUUCUUACCUGCUUGCAGUAUUUCAAAUGGAGUGCAGUUCUUGGUGACUCCAUUAUGACGAAGGGAAGAAUCCUGAGCUCGAAGCAAAGCUGUUUGCAGUGAUGGGAGGACUGUAAACAGGAUGGCAGCUAAUGGGUUUUUGUUACUGAGUUCUCUUGAGCAGCUCGGCCCAGCCCCAGGUCACAGCUGUGUCUCCAAGUGGACGCCUGCUUGGCCUGUGGGCAUCGUCAUAUAAAGCACGUACAUUGGGUUUUAGUGACAUAGAUUUUGAACCUCUGAAAACCUAAUGUCUGCGUCCCCUUUCCAAGACUGCUUAUACCGGUUUGUCGAUUUUCUCAGCUGUACCAGCUGUUGGGCACAUGUUCUUGAGCUCCUCUCCUUGGAGCUGGUCACCAUUUGGCUGUCACUAUCAUUUUCUUGAACAUACAUAGUAAUAGUUAUUAAUGAACUUUUACAUUUCUCUCUAAUUUCUCCCCCCCCCCUUUUUUUUCCCAAAAAGGGCCUACUGUGUUGGCAUUAUUCUCGGGACUUUUAUUACUUUUAAAGUCUUACUUUGUCCUUACUAUAAUAGGUUUGUCUUUAUUGUUACUUUUGUAUUAAAGUUACCUGUAUAAUCCUAGAAUUCAGGUUUGAUGGUGAUGCUUUGUUUUUUGUGGCCCUUCUGUUCUCAGGAUGCAGAGAACACAUUAAAGCUACUAUCCAUGUCAGGUUUAUUCUAUUUAUAUCUUAUUACAAUACAAUUAGUGGCACUUUAUUCAUAAGUAUUCAUGAGCCUGUUAAUUAUUAGUUGUCUUCUUGUAGUCUCAUCAACAGGUUAUUUUCAGUUUGAUUUUAUGACUAGUGAAAAAGCUUUUGCCCUGUUGUGUUCCAUAACCUUUGAAAGAAUGGAAAAUGACUAAAUUCUAAUUUAGGUUAUUUUUAGAGUAUUUUUUCAACAAAUUCAAUUUAUUCUAAAAUUUAAAUCUGGAUCUUUUCUAAUGUGGUGUUACAUGAAAAGAAAAAAGUGAAGAUUUUGAAUUUUCAGUGUUAUUUUCGAAAAGUAUUUAGAAUGGAGAAAAGCAUUUAAAAGCAUAUUUCAUUCCUAUAAAGUUUAUGUUUUAAAUUACACUUACAAAUGGUAAGGUCAUUUUAAACUGCCCCCAGUUUUAUUUCCCCAUGUAUAUUUGAGUUUAAUUUCUUCCCAGCUUUCUUCCGACGGCACAGACUUAGGGAAAGGGGAGGGGAAGGUCGGUCGGUGCCACGUGCCAGCCACACAUACGAGGUGGCUGAGCAGAAGGCAAAGGGCCGUGUGUUGUUAGCUCCACACCGUACGCCUGGGCACACUUGCUUUUCUUUAUUAAAGGUACUAUUAGAAAAUUAACAUUUUCAUUUCAGUAAAUUUUUACGACAUCAAAAUGUUUUAUGAGCACCAAAAGGCUAGGUUGUGAAAGUUUUAUAAUAAUUUGCAACUAAAAUACAUGAUACAUUUUAAUCCAUUAAAGACUAGUGGGAAUGUAUCAGCCAGAGUAGCAAGUAAUUUUUGUUUUAUAAAUCAGAGUAUCUGUCAUCUUGCAGUAUUACCAAUGCUGUUGUAAAUUGAAUUUAAAGUGGUAUUAAAAAAACUGUUAAACAAUUUUUAUCUGUUUGUAUAUCUUACUAUAGAUUAUGUACAAGUAACAUCUAAAUAAAAUUACACUUUUAACCCUAAAA
This is a messenger RNA of Lemur catta (Ring-tailed lemur), 4791 nucleotides long. It is a transcript of the gene WASF3, whose product is annotated as WASP family member 3. Gene Ontology annotation, molecular function: actin binding; protein kinase A regulatory subunit binding; Arp2/3 complex binding. Bases 181 to 1689 code for a protein of 502 amino acids. Gene Ontology annotation, biological process: positive regulation of Arp2/3 complex-mediated actin nucleation; actin cytoskeleton organization. The record is from RefSeq and is a predicted model, not a curated record. NCBI's taxonomy places the organism in Eukaryota, Metazoa, Chordata, Mammalia, Primates, Lemuridae. Gene Ontology annotation, cellular component: SCAR complex; cytoskeleton. The transcript is spliced from 10 exons.